AUGCAGCGAACUCUGACCGGCUCAACGCCAUCAAUUUUAUAUCCAGUUAAUAUUGAGCCAACCACAUCCACUUCAGAAAAAUAUACAAUUGUGCCAGAUAAAGCAUUGAUGGCAACAUCUGAAAUCAAGGAUGAUCUUGCUGUGGAAAAACAGGAACUCGAAGUUGAAUCUUUGACAACGGAUGAUUCGAGAACACCUUCGCCAGCAAUAAAAAUGGAAACUGAAGUGAAAAAAGAGGAGAUUCUCGAUGAAGCAAUGGGAGAAAUCGAGAUUGAGCAAAAAACGGUUUUCACUGAUUUGAACAUUGAUACAAAUAUUGCAAAAAUUGAGGGACCAACAUCAUCUCUCUCAUCAAGUUCAUCAAAUUAUGGUUCGACAGCAAGUCCUUCGACUAGUGCGUUGGACGAAAAUCAACAGCAACAACAACCUGUUAAAAAGCGACGAGCUUCCAGAAAAGCUGCGGUUAUAGAAGAAGCAUCCAGAAAAAGUAAUAGGUGAGUUAUUCUAAAUACCUUUCAGUUACUGUCAAGGUUACCUGACAGUAACUGAAAGUCUUGAAAACUUUAAAUAAAGUAAUUUUUCUCAGAAUCAAUAAAACUCUCGAAAAGAAUGCUGAGGUUAUUGACAACUAUACUGGCCAAAAGGAUCUUGGAAAACGUAAGAAAUAUUUUCUGGAUUUUUUCCAACAAAAUUUUUUUUAAUUUCCAGCGAGGGGUAAUCAAUUUCCAGUCGGCUUGAAAAGACAAUCCUAUGAUUUUCCGUCGAAAAUAUUAAAGGAGAAUGGAAGAUUGAGAAUUGAUAUGGUUAGUUUGCAUAUCUUAGAAAUUCUAGAAAUGAAUUUUAAAUUUUUCGAAAAUUAAAAAGUCACGUGAAAUAUUUUUUUCAGUUUCAUUUCGAAAAAAAUUUUCUGUUAGGUUACUGUACCUACCAAAUGAAAAAUUUGAAACUCUUGAGCAACUCUAUAAUGUUUUUUGUGGCAAUUUUCUAAUAAUCAACAAGUCACGCGAUAUUUACUUUUGUCUUGCAAACUUUAUUUUCUGGCGUUUAUUUUGAAAAAAAAAUUACAAAAUAACUUUUUUGAAAAAAAUAAGAAAGAACACAAUUUUUUCUUUUGUUUUCUUUUGUUUUUUCCUUUUUUCACGUACAACUUUAAAAUGACACGAUUUCAGAAUGGUCCAUCAACACGGAGCAAUCCAGCCGAAGAAGCCUGCUACACGCCGCUUCGAAAUCGUGCGCGAGGAAGUGUUCAUGGUCCCGAAUAUCAAGCAUCACUUCCAUCAUUCUCACCAAAAGAAGAAUUUGAAGAAGACAACUGUCGGGAAGAGGCGAUUUGGGUGAAUCCACAGUCAAAUGAACAACAAAAAAGAAUCUCGGAUGAAGAAUUGAAUUUGAUUUAUAUCACAAUUCAAAAACAAUAUGGAGAAACAAUGCCAUUGGAUGCAAUUUUGCACAGAUUAAUGGAAUGUGAUUAUAAUUUGGAUGAAAUGUUAGCAACGAUUGAAAAGGAAAGAGAAAGAUUACCACAACCAUUUUUGAAGUUAUCAAAUGUACAGCAAGCCGAAUUUGAAAGACAACUCCGAAAACUUCGAACUGCUUCAAAUUCCACGAAUAGAACAAUUCCAAGAUCUCAUCGAAAUAUGCAAGAAAGAUUUGUAAGUUUAACUUGAGCUUAUCUCUUAUUCUUCAUUCAAAAUUUUAUUUGUUUAUAGAUGCGAAGUCAUUAUUUGGGAGAGAUCAUCAAUUAUUACUACACCACAAAAAAGAAGUGUUGCUCUCAAAAACAAUUCAACCGGUGUAAAUGUCGAGAAAAUAUGACUUCUGUAGAAAAAUUAGUGGAAAGAGUUGAGUGCUCGAAUUGCACAAAAAUUGCGAGACCAAAUGCGGAAAAAUUAGGAUUGUUGUGUUUACUGUGCAAACUUUAUUAUGAGUAAGUUUUUUAUUUCGAAAAAAAAAUGAAAUUCUAAUCAAAAUUUGUUCUGCAGGCGUAACCAAAAACAUCGGGAUUCUCAUGAAAUGUUCAACGAUGAAGAAGAGAAGCUUCUGAAAAAGUGGAAUGAAAUGGAAACCGAGUUAGGCCAAAUAAUUACUUUGGAAGAUGUCAGAAAUAAAUUGGAGGAAGAACGAGUUGCUGACAUUUCAACCAGACAGCUGACUUCUGAAGAAAUAUCGGCAUUAGGUCCAUAUCGGAAAAGAGAUCGAAGCCACGUUGCAAAACUUUUCUCGACUUUCGAAUCAACAUACAAUCAAUUGUAAGUUCCCAUUGACUUUUUUCGGUUGAAGAAUUAUAUUCUGAAUUUUUUUCAGCUGUGAUCCAAGUGCCGAACCAACUUCAAACAUUCGUCUCAAGGAUUAUAGCGAUGACGAGAAAUUCGAAUUCAUCCAAGCUUUUGAAAAAUUUGGAAAAGAUUAUGAGAAAGUUGCAAAUGCUUUGAAAUGUUCGGAAUUGGAAGUCGCCACAUUCUACUUUCGUUUUCAGAGAGAUUUGAAUCUUGCAGAGGUUUGUUUUUUUUUGUUUUAAUGGGGAAAAUGAAAAUUUUUCACUGUGUUUCAGGAGAAAUUUUUUCUUAAUGUUAACCAUUUUUAAAGUUGUUUGAGUUUUUUCAAGAAAGAUAGUUUUAUCAAAAUUAUUCUUCCCCAAAAAGCCCGAAAUCUGAAUCAAAUAUUCAACAAAUUUAAUUCCAGGUAAUCUCCGAAGCUCAAAACAAUAACAACAAUCGCUCAAAGGAAAAGGAGCGAAACACAUCGCGCGAUUCGACUCCAUACGAACCAUCGGAAAAAGUUUCCAACGAAAAACCAUCGGGUCUUAUUCGUAGUACAAUUAAUACCCGAAAACGAACCUCCGAUGUUGCAAUCAGCGCUCAAAAAGCGGGUCCACCAAAAAGACGAAGUCGCGGGAUCUAA
This is a messenger RNA of Caenorhabditis angaria, 2901 nucleotides long. The record is from the annotation of a GenBank genome assembly. Lineage: Eukaryota; Metazoa; Nematoda; Chromadorea; Rhabditida; Rhabditidae.